Molecule: messenger RNA, 1456 nt
Organism: Macadamia integrifolia
Lineage: Eukaryota; Viridiplantae; Streptophyta; Magnoliopsida; Proteales; Proteaceae
Product: glyoxylate/hydroxypyruvate reductase HPR3-like
Exons: 2
Coding region: 212-1225 (337 amino acids)
Cellular component (GO): cytosol
Molecular function (GO): glyoxylate reductase (NADPH) activity; hydroxypyruvate reductase [NAD(P)H] activity; NAD binding
Source: RefSeq, a predicted model, not a curated record
UGAAUUGACGAGGUUAAUCAAAAAAAAAAGCUCCCCUGAAGUUGCAGACCUUUGCCUCACCAGAAAGAAUAAAAAAAAUGAAGAAUAAAAAAAAUGGGGAAAAUACCAUAUCAUACGAUUGCAGUUUGGGUAUUUUAGGUAGUAACCGAUCUAAACUGCAACUUUUCUGAAAUUAUUGGGAAGUGUCAUUAACUCUUACUAGUCGUCAAUAAUGGAUACCGUUGCGGCCGUUGGUGGCGGUGCCGGAGUAGAAGGACAACCACAAGCUGCGGAGCUACCGGAGCUUCUGCUUUUUGGUCAUCCCCCUGCUCAAUUCCUUGCUUCAUUAGCGAAGAGGUUCAGACUUCUGAAGCCUUGGGAAGAAGAAUCCAUGUCCACCCAACAAUUCUUGACUACUCAAGCUCAGUCCGUUAGGGCCUUGGCCGUCUUAGGUCUCUUCCCUAUCAAUUCUGAAAUCCUCCAAUGUCUUCCCUCCCUGGCGUGUGUUGUCGCCACCAGCGUUGGCGUUGACCACAUCGACUUGGCUGAGUGCCGCCGGAGGGGGAUCGCAGUCACCAAUGCUGGUCCUGCCUUCUCUGAAGAUGCUGCCGAUUUUGCUGUUGGACUCCUUCUCGAUGUCCUUCGCCGUGUCUCGGCCGCAGACCGGUAUGUACGGCAGGGUCUGUGGCCUGUCAAAGGGGAUUAUCCUCUCAGUUCCAAGUUAGGUGGCAAGCGAGUCGGGAUUAUUGGGAUGGGAAGUAUUGGCUCUGAAGUUGCAAAAAGGCUUGAGCCCUUUGGAUGCAGCAUCUCAUACAAUUCAAGGAAGAAGAAGCCUCGUGUUGCAUUUCCAUUCUAUUCUAAUGUCCAUGACCUUGCAGCUAACAGCGAUGUUCUCAUCCUUUCUUGUGCAUUGACCAAGGAAACGUACCACAUAAUUAAAAGGGAUGUACUAUUGGCACUGGGAGAGAAAGGAGUCAUUAUUAAUGUGGGACGUGGGGCUCUCAUUGACGAGAAGGAGUUGGUUCAAUGUUUGGUGCAAGGAGAAAUUGGUGGCGCUGGUUUGGAUGUGUAUGAAAAUGAGCCAAUUGUGCCCAAAGAGCUCUUUGUCUUGGAUAGCGUUGUAUUGUCUCCACAUAAAGCUGUGUUAACACCAGAAUCCUUUGCAGCAUCGUCUAAAAUGGCUAUGGGCAACUUGGAGGCUUUUUUUGCAGGUAAACCCUUACUGUCUCCAGUGAAGGAUGAAUAAAUGAACCGUUUCUUCUGUUCCAAAGGGUUAACACUAAACCUCAUUCUCCUGUGUUGUCCCCAAAAUGGAACUGGUGGCAUGACUAUGAUCAACUCUUACAAGUUGCAUUCUUGUAAGAUUUAUUUGGCAAAUAUUUGAAGAUAAACUAAAAUCAUAUGAGAGUUGAGUUAUAAUGUAUCUCAUUGAUAUGUCAUUACUGCAAAUAAUAAGACAAAUGUUCAAUUUUAUGCA